Molecule: messenger RNA, 7721 nt
Organism: Neodiprion fabricii
Lineage: Eukaryota; Metazoa; Arthropoda; Insecta; Hymenoptera; Diprionidae
Product: otoferlin-like
Exons: 27
Coding region: 482-6685 (2067 amino acids)
Biological process (GO): plasma membrane organization
Cellular component (GO): membrane
Source: RefSeq, a predicted model, not a curated record
GGGCAGUACGUCGCGAAACCCCUGGUUCUUCGCCUCGCGGCACGGGUGAAAAUUGGAAAGGUGGGCCGAUAGCCAAAUCGUAGAACAUCUGGAGAGUAAUAGUUCCACUAUUACGUAUAAAUCCGCAACACAAUCGUCGUAUCCGCGCGAUCAGUGGAAACUGUUCGCACCUGUACUACGGAGUUAUAAACAUCAAACAAUAUCGGUCUCCUCAACGAAUUCCAGUUAGGAUGCGAGUUUUGUAAUAACGGCAUGCCAAUAGGACGUUCAGAGUCCUGCUAAUAUGCCAGACCUUGAUUCAUAAAAUUUAUUCGGUGUCUUUAGUCCGGUCGACUACAUAAUUGUUGAACAUAACGCGGCCAUUUGAUAAGCGCCCAUUCUGCGUUAUGAGCGAGGCGGUGAUAAAUAUCUCUGUUAAUUACAGAGAGAUUACCGAUCAUUGAUAAAUAGUAACAGGAAUCCAAUCGCCAAACUAUCCGCCAUGUCACUCGUGGUGAGCAUUAAGAACGUCCAAGCUCUCAAGUUCAAGGGAGAAAAGUUCGUCAAGAUCGACUUCAGAGGUGCGACACACUGUUCUCGAAGUCUCGACGAAAACGGAGAUCUCAUUGUCGUAGAUCAGAGUUUCACUUGGAAUUUGGGAAGGCCGGUGGAGGAGUCGGAGACGCUUCAGCUGACUGUUGUAUCCCGAGGGAUUUUGCGCAGUGAAAAAACAGUCGCGAAAUACGGUUUAAUUCUUCAGACUGUCAUUCAAGAAGGGAGGAUUCUAAUCAGCGAUUCACUGGUUGAUCUAAGCAACCGGCCACUUCCGGCAGUCGUUACACUCGAGGUGCGUUACACACCCCCGGACGGUAGCUGUAGCUCUUAUGCCGGUACAGAAAUAAUGGAGGAUGAACAAAGGAUGCUAAUCGAUAUUGAGCAAAACAUUGCAACUUUGGAGCGAAGCCUCGAGGAGGCAAAUUCCAUGAGACGUCGGGGUUCAUGGCACAGCCCCGCAGAGAAGGCAAGGAAGCGAGGAUCAGGAACCAUGCAGCGGGGCAGCUCCAUGUCUGCGGCGGAAGGGUCGCCGGAACGGAAACGGAGUUCUACUCUGAAAAGCGUCCGCUCCCUCAUGAGGCUUGGGAAGCAGAGACCACCGAGAGACAAAUCAUGCGACAGUAACUCUGAGUCACGGGGACUUUUGGAGCAACACGAUUUCAGCUGCACUUCGUCAAAUGCAGUUUCUCGGACAAAUUCAAUGACAUCGUUCGAAUUGAAUCCGUCCGACGACAGCCAGGUCAGUGGCAACGACGCGGAAAACAACUCGGCGAAAUCCUUGAGGAGAGCCCAACCCAAGAGUGGUGAAGUGGGACAGAGUGCCCUUAAAGCCCAAGACUAUCAGAUUUGCGUGACUGUCAUAGAAGCGAGACAACUCGCUGGACUCAACAUGGAUCCGACGGUUUGCGUCCAAGUCGGUGACCAACGGAAAUACACUAGUGUCAAAGAGUCCACGAACUGUCCCUAUUACAAUGAGUAUUUCGUGUUCGACUUCCACAUGCCGCCGAUUAUGCUGUUUGACAAGAUUAUCACUUUAUCGGUGCAGCAAUCGCGGAACCUUCUACGUCCUAAUCUAACACUGGGCAGCUUUAAGUUAGAUGUAGCCACCGUCUGGGCUCAGCCAGAUCAUCAAUUCUAUCACAAGUGGGCACUGCUUACUGACCCCGACGACGUCGCCGGAGGGCCAAAGGGAUAUCUGAAAUGCGACGUCAGUGUGAUUGGGAAAGGGGACUCGGUCAAGAUACCGCCGAAGAGUGAAAAGGACGAGGACGACAUCGAAGGGAAUCUGCUGCUGCCGGACGGUGUGCCGAUUGAACGACAGCGAGCCAGAUUUGUGGUAAAAAUUUACAGAGCCGACGGUCUACCAAAGAUGAACAGCAGUAUAAUGGCUAAUGUGAAGAAGGCAUUUACUGGCGAGGCAAAAGAUUUGGUCGACCCCUACGUGCAAGUCUCCUUUGCCGGACUCUGCGGCAAAACAAGCGUAAAACGCAACAGUUACGCACCUGUGUGGAACGAACAGAUAGUUUUUACCGAAAUGUUUCCGCCUCUGUGCCAGCGCAUCAAGAUUCAACUCCGCGACAACGACCCGGUUCAUGCAUCUGUAAUCAGCACCCAUUUCGUCGAUCUCAAGCAAGUGAGCAACGACGGUGAGAAGGGUUUCCUACCAACUUUCGGGCCAGCUUUCGUCCACAUGUACGGUAGCAUCAGAGAUUAUAGUCUCAUCGACGAACAUUCAACUUUGAACAUGGGUUUGGGCGAAGGAAUAUCUUACAGAGGAAGACUCCUUAUAGCCAUCAGAACUGAAAUAAGUGACAACGUUGACAUGGCGCCGUCAGAUGUUGAAGUUGAGCCGACGACACCGAUAACCGAGUCGUCUUAUGCCCGGAACGAGGAGUUUUUCAUGUUCGCGACCAUUAUGGACGCGACGAUGAUUGAUAAGAGACUCGGGGAUAAACCGGUGUACUUUGAAAUGUCAAUUGGGAACGCCGGGAACUCGUUGGAUGGAUACAAUGAAAGCUCUAAGGUUUGUGAAAUGAGCAUUCAAGGCGGUGCCGGCGGAAGCGGAGACGAGGAUGAGCUUCAAGAAGUCGUUACAGAUUCUUGUCAAAGUACAACGCAGCCGUGCAAGCCAAUGACCCACGACAAAAUGUAUUAUUUCCUACCUUACUGGGACAACAAGCCCUGCUUACACGUGCGGAGCAUUUGGCCCGACUAUCGCCGAAGAAUGUACAGCAGCAACAUAAUCGGGAAAAUAGCGGAUAAACUGGAAGAAAGCCUAGCCCAAGUGAUGUCACGCGUCGAGGAUACUACUGCCGAGAAAUGCUUGAAAAUUGCUUUCGAGGAAUUGAGCAGCAAUUGUAAUCGGUACGCCAGCAUCAGUAGAUCUUUCACCACCGGACCGGGUGUUGGCAAAACGAAACUGGACAAAGAGAGGUCGAAGCUGUGUCAAAGGGAGAUUGAAAAUAUUGGGAACAUGUCAAGGAGCUUAAAAGCUACGGUCACCAAGAGUAGCUUCAAAGAAAGACUCAAGACUGCCCAAACUUACUUGCAAAGACUCAGGCUACUCGUUGACGACCCCCAAGAUUCGCUACCGGAUGUUUUCAUAUGGGUUGUAAGUUCUGGAAAACGAGUAGCCUAUCACAGAAUUCAGGGAAGAGAUUUAAUCUAUUCCAUCGUAGACGAAGAAUGCGGCCGGUACUGCGGCAAGAUUCAAACUAUGUUUUUAAAGCUGCCUGGAAAGAAGAGAUUCGGCCCAUCCGGAUGGGCAAUUCAGACCAAAUUACAAAUAUACAUCUGGCUCGGUAUAUUGAAGCACAAGAAGUAUUUUAUACAGGGGCUACCCAAGGGUUAUGAAGUCAGUCACGAACUGAAAAACGUCGACAGGCCGCGAGCCCUGCCUCCGUCAACGAUCCAUUACAUUCGAAAACACAAAUUCCAAUUGAGGGCACACAUGUAUCAAGCAAGGUCACUCAUUGGUAGCGACGCUUCGGGGCUGUCCGAUCCCUUCGCUCGAGUCAUUUGUGGCGAGUUCUGUAGGUCAACACAGGUAAUCGACGAAACCUUAAGUCCAACGUGGGACGAACUUCUGCUCUUUGAUGACAUAUUGAUAUACGGAACGGCCGAAGAAAUAAAAAACGAUCCACCCUCGAUUAUCGUUGAGCUGUUCGAUCAGGACAAAGUGGGAAAGUCGGAGUACAUCGGCAGAGCGAUAGCUCGACCCCAUGUGAAAUUAGCUUCAGAGUCGUACGGUCCGCCUCAGUUCCCACCGUCGUUGGAAUGGUACGACGUGACGAGAGGGAUCGCCAGAGCCGGCGAGCUGCUCGCUGUGUUCGAACUCCUGGAGCAUCCGUCGGUGAAGGAUUAUGGUUUCCCCACGCUCCCUGACCCCAAGCUCCGAGAUCUUGGUCUUCAUCAAGGAAACUCAUCUGGCCUCGAUACGUUAGGAUCAAUUCUUCCCGUUCCCAUCGGCAUCAGGCCUACCCUCUCGAAAUACAGAAUCGAGGUUCUCUUCUGGGGACUUCGUGAUCUGAAGCGAGUACACUUGCUAACGGUCGACAAACCUCGCGUCGACGUUGAGUGUGCCGGUCACAUACUUUACUCGUCAGUAAUUUCAAACGCAAAGAAAAAUCCAAAUUUCAGCACGCCCAUAAAAUUUAUGGAACUGGAGCUUCCCGAGCAAGAGCUCUACCGUCCGCCACUGACAAUUCGUGCUGUUGACUGUCGGAGUUUUGGUAGAUAUACCCUCGUUGGAACGCACACAAUAAGCUCCAUUCACAAAUACAUGCAUUGUCCGCAAACAAGGUAUAACCCGAGAGACGUCGAGGACAGGAAAAGAAGUCCUCAUCACGUACAAUCGUUCGACCAGUUUAAGGCGAAGAACCAGCAUAGCCUGCUUUUAGAUACGUUUACGGACAACGAUUCAUGCAACGGUGAUUCGAUUAUCAAGCUGGGAUUCGAGCUAACCGAUAAUUGGCCUACAACGAAGCGGGACAAAACUGAGCAGAAUGUUCGUCGGAGGCACAGUUUGGCCACCAACGAUAGCUCAGGUGAUUUGACGGCCCUUGAAGACGAGAAUGGCUGCCAGGAUUGGUGGACCAAAUAUUUUGCGUCAAUCGAGGCAAUGAUUGAGGAGAACAAAGAGAUGUUACGGAAAGGAAAGUCAUUAUUCCCGAACCAGCAGAACGGCACACUUCCGACAUAUUUGGACCAAGACCUUGCAUCUCGCGGUAACGCGACUAAUUCUACAGGUGACAAGAGCCCAGGUAUUCACUCGACAAGGAAGCUUUUCGGUUUGCGGCCCACGGGAAACACGACGCAUCUUUCUUCAAAAUUAAGCCCCAAGCACAUGUCUCGGAACGUAUGCGAUAAAACGGCAUUGUUGAAAAUCUAUCCUAACGAACUCGAAGCACAGCCUGAGUAUGAACAUUUCAAGGAGUGGUUGCACACUUUUGAAUUGUACAGAGGUAAAAAGAUGGGUGACGAACCCGAGGACGAGUCACGAAUCGUUGGUAGCUUCAAAGGAGCUUUGAAGGUUUACAAGUGGCCACUGCCAAAAGAUCUCGUGGAUCAUAACGGGAUGAGUUUUGAUCCGCAAUACGGCUUCUUUCAGGGAUUGCCCUCGAACGAUCCUAUACACGUUCUGGUCAGGGUAUACAUAGUCAAAGCAAAUGACCUGCAUCCCUGCGAUUUGAACGGCAAAGCCGAUCCCUACGUUGUUCUGCAGCUUGGCGGCAAGAGCAUCAGCGACAAGGAUAGCUACGUAUCAAAGCAAUUGAACCCAGUAUUCGGAAAGUGUUUCGAAAUUGAAGCUACCUUUCCGCAGGACUCACUUCUCACGGUACAGGUAUUGGACUGGGAUCUGGUUGGAUCAGAUGAUCUAAUCGGGGAGACUAAGAUUGACUUGGAAAAUCGGUUCUACAGCAGGCAUCGUGCUACGUGCGGACUAGCAAGGAAAUACGACGACUCCGGUUACAACAAGUGGCGAGACGCCCUUAAACCAACGCAAAUACUGUCGAAGCUCUGUAAAGAUGGGAAAUUGGACGGUCCAUCUUACACCCACGGACGAGUAACAAUCGGACGUAAAAAUUUCACACUGUCUCAUGACGAAAUGGAGAAUUAUGUCCAUACAAAAGGCAUGGAGGAACAUCUCGCCUUGGCAGUCCUACAUCAGUGGAGCUCGUUUCCUCGACUAGGUACUACGUUGGUACCGGAGCACGUGGAAACACGCCCGUUGUACAAUCCUGACAAACCUGGCAUUGAGCAGGGUAAGCUCGAGAUGUGGGUGGAUCUAUUUCCGAUGGACAUGCCUCUGCCUGGCCCACCGUUGGACAUUUCCCCAAGGAAACCAAAAAGUUAUGAGCUGAGAAUUAUUAUCUGGAAUACGGACGACGUCGUCUUGGAGGACGACGCGUUUUUUACCGGUGAAAAAAUGAGCGACAUCUAUGUUAAGGGAUGGCUGAAAGGGCCAGAAGAUUGCCAGUGCACAGAUAUUCAUUAUAGAUCGUUAACCGGCGAGGGCAAUUUUAACUGGCGGUUGAUAUUUCCAUUCGACUACCUUGUAGCCGAGGAAAAGAUUGUCAUCAACCGAAAGGAGAGUUUGUUCAGUUGGGACGAAACGGAAUGUAAAAUACCCGCACGAUUGGAAUUACAGGUGUGGGAUGCGGAUCAUUUCUCGGCUGAUGAUUUUCUUGGAGCAAUCACGUUGGACUUGAAUCGAUUUCCACGGGGCGCGAAGAACAGUAAGCUGUGCACCUUGGAAAUGUUGAAAGUGGAUGGAUCUGUGCCGAUGGUCAAUAUAUUCAAGCAGAAGCGUAUCAAAGGAUGGUGGCCUUUUUACGUGAAGAAGGAAUGUGAGGACAUGGAAUUAACGGGAAAAGUUGAAGCUGAAAUACAUUUACUAACAAAAGAAGAGGCUGAGAAAAAUCCUACCGGUUACGGAAGAAACGAACCGGACCCUCUCGACAAGCCAAAUCGGCCGGACGCUUCAUUUAUGUGGUUUCUGAAUCCUCUUAAGUCUAUCAAGUAUAUCGUAUGGCACAACUACAAGUGGGCAAUACUCCGAAUUUUCGUACUCAUUGCCGUAGCUUUGUUGGUUCUCCUUUUUUUCUACGCUAUCCCUGGAUAUUCAGUGAAAAAAAUUUUAGGCGCUUAAUUAAUUCGUAUCGCACUCGUGCCCAUUUCAAGACAUUCGUGAGCACCGCGACUUGCUUGCAGUUUCAUUUAAAAAUAUUAUAAACAAACUGCCGCAAGAGAAUAGGAAUUAUAAAGUACGUGACGAAUGACAAAAGUACAACGUUCUAUCACAGGCUAUAUAUGUCAAUGAAGUGUAAUUUUCGCAUAAAAUUUUUAUGUAUUUCUUAUUCCACGAUUAUACUCCUGAUAACGCAAGCAUGAGAAUACAGCGGAAAAUUUACAGGCUGAGCCUGAAAAAAUGAAUCCGGCUGAUCAUAAUACUUGCUGUAACUGAUAAUGAGCGUUCGAGUAUGCCCCAAAUUUGCGUUGUAUAAUAAUUCAUGGGAUCAUAAUGCACUCGCCAGUCAAGCUCAACUCACUAGCGUGCAUAAUUUAUAAUCCUUCUUCCUGCUUGUACUAUCAGUAACACAAAAAAAUACUCGAACAGAUAACAAAUAUCCUACAUACAAUGGACCAAUUGUUAGAAUUAUGCAAUUCUCAUGACAACUUCAGUCAACAACUUGAUCCAAUCAAAUCAAGGGUACCUAUGUCUGAUGAUCAGAUAACACAUUUUUACUAACGAGUAAUACGGGUAGACAAAACUUUCUGUUAGUUUAUGUAAAGUCGAAAAAUAUAUGAUUAGAGAGUAACUAUAUAUCACUCCAGAUGUUUACAAUAGGUUAUGUAACCCAACUUACCCUACUCAAAAAACGUAAUUUGAUCCGAAUACGUGUUUAAUAUAGUACAUUAAGUAUCAAGGGCGGAAAGGAGGCGAUUUUACGGAGUGCGAAGUUAGCCGCACGAGGGAAGCGAGGGCGGCGUACACACGAAUAAAAUCGCGUUCCGCCCGUGCUGCACACGAUACUUUUUAACAGACGCUUUUGAAAAUGCGAAAUAUCGAAAUGAUGAGAAAAAAAAAUGAGAGCUGUCAUGGGACAGCCGGUACGAACGAAGUUCCUUACGCUAUAUUACUGCUCAUUGAAUAAAUUAAGAACGUUUAAUUGAAGAAAAAUUAA